AUGAAGCAACUGAACAAUAUAAAUUCCUUCUUACACACAGAUUUACCUAAGGAUUUUAGCCAACAUUUUACUUCUAGUUAUCGAGGCCAUUUGCUAUUGGCCACUGCUAUUUGCAUUUUAGCUGUGGAUUUCAACUCAUUUCCCUCUAAAUUCGCCAAGACAGAUACAUAUGGGUGGUCUGUUAUGGAUGCUGGCGUAGGCUCCUUUGUCCUUGUCCAUGGACUGUGCUCCUCUUAUGCAAGGAAAACACUAAAUGGUAACAGCUUUAAGAAAUGUCUAAUGUCAUCUCUUCCUCUUCUUAUCCUUGGAUUUCUGAGACUAUUUUUUACCACAGCUGUGAAUUAUCAUAAAGUUGUAUCUGAAUAUGGAGUCCACUGGAAUUUCUUUUUUACAUUGGCUUUUACAAAGAUAUUUUGCUUUAUUAUAAUGGUCCUAAUUCCAAUAAGACCAGGAAUUUUAUCCAUGAUCACUAUGGUUCUUCAUCAAUGGCUGCUAUUAAAAGGGGGACUGACAUCAUUUGUUUUAUCUGAUGACAGAAGGAAUCUUUUUGAAGAAAAUAAAGAAGGAAUUUGCUCUCUAUUGGGAUUUAUGUCACUUUAUUUAUAUGGUAUUGAGCUAGGAAGUUUAUUAUGGAAGACCAGUGAAUAUCUUCGUCUGCUGUGGCAACUUUGUGGUAUUGGUCUUUGUGGAUGGAUAAUAAUGUAUGCUUUGCAUGCUAGUGUUCAACCCAUCUCGAGAAGAAUGGCCAAUUUGUCUUAUUGUGUGUGGGUUGUCUCGCUGACUACACUACAAAUUGCUGUCCAUUUUUUCGAAAAUAUUUUCCUACUUUUCUCCAGUAAAUUUUUGAAACACAAGUUUACCGAUUGUUUAUUGUGGAAAGCCAUCAAUUUUAAUGCACUUUUUUAUUUUUUACUAGCUAAUAUAAUUACUGGUGUUGUUAAUUUGUCUAUUCAUACUUUCAAAGCAUCAAACCUAGUCUCUCUUAUAGUUCUUGUUCUGUAUCUAACAGUUCUAUCUCUUAGCACAGUUGUAUUUUUUCAGCAUUCGAUUUGUUUCAAAUUUUGGUGA
This is a messenger RNA of Uloborus diversus, 1068 nucleotides long. RefSeq lists its product as uncharacterized. Gene Ontology annotation, cellular component: membrane; endoplasmic reticulum. The transcript is spliced from 6 exons. Gene Ontology annotation, biological process: protein localization to plasma membrane; GPI anchor biosynthetic process. Gene Ontology annotation, molecular function: glucosaminyl-phosphatidylinositol O-acyltransferase activity. Lineage: Eukaryota; Metazoa; Arthropoda; Arachnida; Araneae; Uloboridae. Bases 1 to 1068 code for a protein of 355 amino acids. The record is from RefSeq and is a predicted model, not a curated record.